GUUCUCCCGCCUAGGAAGCGGUCUACCCAGAAGUUACACUCCGCGGCUGGAAGUUGCCUAGAGAGGCGGAUGUUAACCGCCCAGAACGGAAGUUCCGAAGGCUUCAAACCCGCGGGGACGCAACUCACCAACGGACCAAGAUGGCGGCGCCCAGUCAGGGAGAGGCGUUUGCCGCGGGAGCUGAAAAGAAUUGGGGUGUAGUUCGUUCUCCAGAAGGAACACCCCAAAAAGUCCGGCAGCUGAUAGAUGAGGGGAUUGCUCCGGAAGAGGGAGGUGCAGAAGCUCUUUGAAAUGGGCAGGGAAGCCCCCCGAGCUGUCCCCGCUCGUGUGUGCAAAAUAUGGCUGGGUCACAGUUGAGUGUGACAUGCUUAAGUGCUCCAGCUGUCAAGCUUUUCUUUGUGCCAGUUUACAGCCAGCUUUUGACUUCGACAGAUAUAAGGAACGUUGUGAUGAGCUGAAGAAAUCCUUGUGCACUGCCCAUGAGAAGUUCUGUUUUUGGCCAGACAGCCCCUGUCCAGUGCUUGACAGAAGACAAGGUCAGCCUUCUGCUAAACCUGCUUGAAGAUGAACUUGAUCACCAAGCCGAUGAGAAAAAAGCUACAAGCAAACUGGGCUCAGACAUCCAAGUCCACGUCACUGCUUGUAUUCUCUCUGUGUGCGGCUGGGCAUGUAGUUCGGCUCUGGAACCUAUGCAGCUCUCCCUGAUAGUGUGCUCUCAGUGCAUGAGGAAGGUGGGGCUUUGGGGCUUCCAGCAGAUGGAGUCAUCCAUGACUGACCUGGAGACCUGCUUUAGCCACACCAGCUCCCCCUUUGCAGGGCCUGAGGGUCGGCCAGAGCGCUUCCCUCCAGUGCCCGAAUCUCCUCGGAGGAUAAUGACCCGGAGCCAGGAUGCCACAUUUUCUCCAUGCUCAGAGCAGGCUGAAAAGAGCCCAGGUCCCACUAUCUCUCGCACACGGAGCUGGGACUCUUCCAGUCCUGUAGAGCGGCCUGAGCCAGAGGCAGCCAGCCCCACCCCCAGAACCCGCCCUGUGACUCGGAGCAUGGGCACAGGGGACGCUGCUGGCCUGGAAGUGCCCUCCAGCCCUCUCCGGAGAGCCAAGCGCGCCCGCCUCUGCUCUUCAGGCAGCUUGGACACAUCGAGAAGCUUCUUUGAUCCCACCUGUCAGCACAGAGACUGGUGCCCUUGGGUGAACAGCACACUUGGCAGAGAAGCCAAGGAGAACGGGGGACCAGAGCAGGAUGCCAGUGCCCCUGCAGAGCCAGGAUGGAAGGCAGUGCUGAGCGUGCUCCUGGCACGUAAGCAGUCUAACCAGCCAGCUGAAGCCGACUCCAUGAGUCUAUCUGAGAAGUCAAGGAAGGUAUUCCGAAUAUUCCGGCAGUGGGAAUCUUUAUGCUCAUCCUGAAGACGUUCCAGCCCCUCCCUGGAGAGAAUUGGAAUUCCGGCUUAAUCCUAAGGAACCCCUGCCACUGCAAAGGCAGCGAGUGUCAGUCAUCUUCGUGACUGGAAGGAGACCUGACUCCGUUGCUGGGAGAGGGGAUAGCGCAGGCGCUGUUCUGUAAAGGCCUGCAGAGUUACUAAGCCACAUGAAGGACCACCAAGAAUCGGAGCACUUAUCUCAGCAGCUUUAGUGAGGGCGGUGUUCUAAGGACCUGUAUAUCCCAGGAGUAUGACAGUGUAUGUUAAUAAAGUAUUUGCUAAGAUA
Molecule: messenger RNA, 1703 nt
Organism: Chinchilla lanigera (long-tailed chinchilla)
Lineage: Eukaryota; Metazoa; Chordata; Mammalia; Rodentia; Chinchillidae
Gene: Zc3hc1
Product: zinc finger, C3HC-type containing 1
Cellular component (GO): nucleus
Molecular function (GO): zinc ion binding
Source: RefSeq, a predicted model, not a curated record